This is a messenger RNA of Diceros bicornis minor, 1967 nucleotides long. It is a transcript of the gene CCDC188, whose product is annotated as coiled-coil domain containing 188. Bases 1 to 1224 code for a protein of 407 amino acids. The record is from RefSeq and is a predicted model, not a curated record. The transcript has 9 exons. Lineage: Eukaryota; Metazoa; Chordata; Mammalia; Perissodactyla; Rhinocerotidae.
AUGGAAGGGCCAAAAACCCUGGCACCCUGUGGCCACUCCCACCCUCAGUGCCCCCAACCGCCCACUUCGAGCAGCCAUGGCAGAUGCUUGGACCCACCCUGCCAGGGGUUUGUAAGGUGGCCCUGCCUAGUGCCUCUCAGCUCCACGCACUCACUGGAGUUGGCCAGGCCUUUCCCAGACCCGGGGGCAGGGGCCGGGGCGCCCAGGGUGGGCAGUGAGGCCCCUGAGAGCUUCAGUGCAAGUGAGGAGGGAGAGACGCAACGACAGACACGGAGAGACCCGGCGGGGGCUGGACACAGACACAUGGAGACUGGGCUGCAGUGGGGCUGGCCCCUGCACUCAGGACAAGAACAGGGGGCCCCCAGGCAAGGGGGACCCCCCAGCUCAGGGCCCAGACCCUGCCCAUGCCCGCCCCUGCCGCCAAGGGCAGCGACCCCAGCCACGCCCAGGGCAGCCCCCUCCCAGCUCCAGAGCGUUUCCCUGGGACCUGCAGAGCAGUCCUUCCUCCAGCUGGAGCAAGAGAACCAAAAUCUGAAAAGGCAGAACCAGGACCUAAGGGAGCAGCUGGGGGCCCUCCUGGGGCCGGGGCAGCAGUUCCUGCCCCUGUGCCCAGAGCACUCGAGCUGCACGGCCCUGGCCUGGACCCCUGAGCAGGCCGGUACACGGCCCCUGGAGGAUACAACGCCUUUGCAGCUGCUGCGGCAGGAGCUGUGCCGGGGUGAGGAGUCCUUCGUGCAGCAGUCCCAGAACGAGCUGCAGCAGAUCCGACUGUCCUUUGAGAGAAAGAAGAUGGCCAUUACCGAGGUGUGGGACGGUGUGGCCGAGGUACACAUGGCCCUGAAUAACCAGGCCACCGGGCUCCUGAACCUCAAGAAGGACAUCCGGGGUGUGCUAGACCAGAUGGAGGACAUUCAGCUGGAGAUUCUGGGGGAGCGUGCCCAGUACCGCAGCCAGGCCAGGAAGGAGCAGCAGAUGGCAUGCAUAGCGAAGGCGCGGCCUCCGCUGGGAUGCUCCGAGGGCUUCAGAGGCCAGCUCUGGCUGCUGGCCCUGAGGCUGCUGCUGGGCACCCUGCUGGCCUGCACCGCCGCCUACGUGUACGUGGUGGACCCCGCGCCCUUCGAGGGGCUAGUGCCGCCCCUGCUGAGCCGUGCAGCCGUCUGGAAGCUCCGGGCCCUCCUGGGCCCGUUCCUGCGCCUCGAGGUGGACGACUUCCUGCCCUUCUAGGCCAGAGGCCCAGUGACCCCAGGGAGGAGGAGGCCAGGCAGCCGGCUGCCCCUGGUGCCCAGUGGCAGCACCAGCCCCUGCCCCCGCACUGCCUGGCACGUCCUCGCCAGGAGCUGCGGAGAAGGGUGGAGGCGGGGUCUGUCCUGAGGGCUGGGCCUGUGGCUGGACAUAUAGUGGUGACACACAUGGCGUGUGAGCUUGUUUCCAUGGCAACAGGAGGCAGGAGGCUUUGCCACCUUCUUAGGCAGAUCUCGCAGUGGGGGUCCCUCAGGUUGACACCCCCACUUCGGCCCGCAUGCCCUAUCCUCCUGCUGGACAGCUGCCCCUCCACAGGAAGCCGGAAGCCUGUCCCGGCCGCCGGGAGGGCUCUGAGCAGAGGGUGUCACAGGAGGGUCUCCACUGGAAGUGAGUACCGGGGACCCCAGGCAUCAUCCCUGGGGCAGGGCCCAGCUGGGGGACCUCAGAGAUCAGGUUCUCAGCCCGGAAUCUGCUGACCCACUGACCUCACACCCCUCGCGGAACCCCCAUCCCUGUCUGGCCAACCACUCCUCCCUCCCCACACCCGCCCAGCCACGCCACCACACCCCACUCCACUCCACCCCUGCUCCUGUCCCCUCCCCAACCCAGUGUCCCUGUCCAGUCCAACCUCCUGGUACUGCCCCAAGGCUCGGUGGACAGGGAGACUAUGUUGGUGGACAGAGCCAUGGAAGUAAACACCAAAAAUUUUAUUUAGGGCGUUAAAU